This is a messenger RNA of Fonsecaea nubica, 708 nucleotides long. RefSeq lists its product as hypothetical. The record is from RefSeq and is a predicted model, not a curated record. The coding region runs from base 1 to 708 and encodes 235 amino acids. The transcript has 2 exons. Lineage: Eukaryota; Fungi; Ascomycota; Eurotiomycetes; Chaetothyriales; Herpotrichiellaceae.
AUGUCGAACUAUACGCCGCUGUACGUUGCCAUGGCGGCCUUGAUGAUCGACGGGGUCAUCGAGGUCGGGUUUGUUGGAUCGAUGGUUGGGUUUUUGCACGACCGGGCUGGCAAGUUUUUCACCAUCGACGCCCCCAAUGGCAGCUUCGACCUCCACGGCAAGCCCAAGGGUCUGCUCGUCAAUCAAGGACAUGCAAGCAACGGCGCUGCGGGAACUGCCAUUGUGCUGGUUGGCUUUUUGGGGUUGCUCACCAUUUGGUACGAGAAGCGACGAGCCAGAAGGACACAAGCCAUCAACCACUCUGGCAUCUUCGUCUUUUGGGUCGUCAUGACGGUGCUCUCGGCCCUUCUCACUCUGUCGGCACUGAUCUAUACCUUUGUGGUCACCAACCAGACCGACGACCAAACCAUCAAUCUCACAGUCGCCGCGGCCAACGCUGAGCCCAGCAUGUACCCGCUGGACGACUGGACGCCGGAAAACUGGUUCGUGGCCGUGCUCGCCCUGCCCCUCGCGCACGCCAGCGACCGUCGCGACAUCCGCAACCACCUUCGUCUGAUGAGAGGGUGGAGAUGGAACCUUAUCCCGCUGUUCAUCCUCGGAUUGACCGUGGCCGCCCUGGCCAUUUGGGAGUUGGUUAGUGGACGGCGGUGGAGGCAGGGCGAUUCCAAGGAGAAGCUCCGCAACUCGACGCAAAGCCAGAGUUAUUGA